AUGGACUGGGAGCCAGUGCGAGAAAAGCUAGUGGCUGCAGUAAAAGACUUGAGCAUUGGCCACCCAUAUGUAGUGAUCGAUGGCCUCUUGGGUGGCUGGGCCAAAGCUUUGGCGGAAGAGGCCGAUUCUUUGGAGUUUGCUUCCAAACUAUUGCCACACACCUUCCAAUUCUUUGCUGGCGGCCAACAGCACUUCUUCAAACACCCUGGACGGCGAUAUCUGGACCUCGAUGCGGCACGCCAAGAGGGCCAACCCACGUCUCUGACGUCUCACGCGCCACGUCUCAUGCGCUUUGCAGUGGACAUGCUGCCAGACUUGGUGGCGUCACUGCGUGCUGCCGUGCCGAAGCUGGGCUUGGCGGAGACCGCACCACAUGUGAAGUUGCAGUUGACCACCGGCGAGGUGGGCUGCACGCCUUGUCAUUAUGACACCUCUUACAACGAUCCGACAUCGUUGCAGCUCUCAAUCUUAAUCUACCUCAGUGAGGGCUGGUGCCCAGAGUGGGGUGGUGAGCUCCAACUGGUUCCUUUCCUUGAGCCGCCGGUGCUUUUGGCGCCCUCGUUCGACCGCUGUGUGCUGUUCUUGGCAGAUCGCAGGCUGCACCGCUCCUUACCCCCUCGUGGUCCCGGGGUGCAAAAGCAUCGGUGGCUCUUGACCGCAUGGCUGGAUGGCACGAGGGUGGAUGCCCCUUUGUGGAACUCCUCCCAGUUGGCCCCAUCACUGCAGCGGCUGCUGGCCCCGGCGCUGCACCGAGAGCUGUACCUGGAGGCCUUGCGACAGAGCUUGCCGCCCUAUGCGCUCGCGCGGGAGGCCCUGCUGAGGGAACAGCGUCAGCAGAUUGAAGAGCUGGAGAAGGAUGAGACACUGAUGGGACUGCUGGAAGGCUUGCGAGAGUUGAGAGCGCAAGCGCAGGCCGAGGAUGCCGACGACGCUUCAAAGAGGCGAAGAACAGCCACCGAAGCAGUGCGAAGCAGUGCGAAGUUGAGGCAUGGCCCUUCCUCAGGGGCUCCGAAUCGAAGCUCUGCAUCGAAGUGUUGGUGCAAAUUGGAGUUUCAAACAGCAAAAGGCCUUGAUGAGGCAACCUGGUAG
Durusdinium trenchii is the source of this 1089-nucleotide messenger RNA. The record is from the annotation of a GenBank genome assembly. NCBI's taxonomy places the organism in Eukaryota, Dinophyceae, Suessiales, Symbiodiniaceae.